AAAUCAAAAAAUACUAGAUGGCGCUAGUGGCACCACCACCGGAAAUAUAGCGCAUGGUUUGAAAGUUGUAAAAUUUUGUUGUUUUUGUAUCGUCGAGCAGGAAUUACGAUGCCUAGAUUAUCAGACAUUGCAUCAGAUAAUGAAAACUAUUUGUGCCUGAAUGAUAUCCUUGCUUCGCAUGAAAAAGUACCGUGUAAAUUUGAAAUGCCGGUGUUACGCCUAGGGUUUCUCGACACGGGCACGGAUGUGGCGGACAUUCGGCCAGGAGCGAAGCUGGAACUGCCGUACUGGCUCGCAAGGGCACUGUGCAACCGCCGACGUUCUAUUGUUAGCGUGGAGCUACCCAAGCAGUAUAGAGCCGGCUACCGUGAGAUCCUGGAAGCGGACGCCAGCGUCGUCGACCUGCACAAGCUGGGACCGUUCUACUACGCGUUCGGCAUGAAGCUUCUCAACUUUGAGCUGCCGGAGUCGCGCGACAUUGCGACCUCGCUGCUGCAGACGUUUGUCACGCGUUUCCGCGGCAUCAUGGACUCGUCGCAGAACGCUCUCGACGCAGACAUGGCGGCGCUCGUCGCUCGCCUCGACGACCACGAGAGGGCGCUGUUUGCGCUCGGACAGCGCGGGCUGCGGGCGCAGCAGCGCUGGGAGACGCGGCAGACGGACCGCAUUACCGUCUCCGACAUGGUGCUGACUCAUCGCAAGCGCAAACGCACAGAGAUGGAGACAUCGUAGGUCGCAGAGGUCACGGCAAGGUCACGGAGAGGUCAGUGAUGUAUAUAGACGCGUGUAUAUAUCGUAGCAUUUUAAUAAUUAUAAAUAAUUAAUCAAUUAAUAAUAUGAUGCAGUGGAAUUAUUUUUGUCCAAUUUAUUGCCUGGUUUUGUUCUGUGUUGUUCAGUUUUUGAUUUCUGACCAACGAUAAGACGCGUGUGUAUUUAUAGCCAUGUGUGGAAUAUAUGCAGAGAUGUACGGCUAAUUGAUAACUCUGUAUAGAAGUACUGUAUGUUACUGUAAUAUAAUGUAUGUACUGUAAUGACGUAAUCCUUGUAUAAAAGCUGUGAAUAUAUUUUUGCUUGCAAUAA
This is a messenger RNA of Priapulus caudatus, 1080 nucleotides long. Its product is annotated as DNA replication complex GINS protein PSF3-like. Gene Ontology annotation, cellular component: GINS complex. The transcript is spliced from 4 exons. Gene Ontology annotation, biological process: mitotic DNA replication initiation. The coding region runs from base 109 to 732 and encodes 207 amino acids. The record is from RefSeq and is a predicted model, not a curated record. NCBI's taxonomy places the organism in Eukaryota, Metazoa, Priapulida, Priapulimorpha, Priapulimorphida, Priapulidae.